Agrilus planipennis (emerald ash borer) is the source of this 485-nucleotide messenger RNA. RefSeq names its product partner of xrn-2 protein 1-like. The record is from RefSeq and is a predicted model, not a curated record. The transcript is spliced from 4 exons. Bases 67 to 426 code for a protein of 119 amino acids. Lineage: Eukaryota; Metazoa; Arthropoda; Insecta; Coleoptera; Buprestidae.
UUUUCCGUCAAUAAAAUAAUAGUAAAUUAUUUUUAUGAAAGAAAAUUUAAUAUUUAUUACAACAUAAUGACUCAGAAGUUUAAGACUAAUUGGGAUGUCGAUAAAUAUUACGAUGAAACUGAACCAGAAGAGCAUUGGCAACUUCGAAAAGAAUUCAUGACGGUUCAUCAAGAUAAAUUUCCAGAAGAUUACCUUGUAGCCUUAGCAAAAGCAUUUACUAAUAUAGAAUUUAUGGGUUGCGUGUAUCCUGCACCUUUAAUGAUAAGAAUAGGAGAAUUGUCAAAGGAUGUGGCUAAGAAAUAUAGAGAUAUUAAAAAAACAAAACUUCAAAGGACAUUUGUAACAGCUUCCAGUGCUGCAGAAAAUAAAUACUCAGGGAAAAGGAAGUCAGAUCCAAUUCAAUAUGCAUCAAAUAGUAAGAGAUAAAGAAUAUCAAUUAGUUGCUUUUAAUUAAAUGGAUUUUUAGUUAACAGAUAACUACUUAC